Molecule: messenger RNA, 2028 nt
Organism: Chara braunii
Lineage: Eukaryota; Viridiplantae; Streptophyta; Charophyceae; Charales; Characeae
Source: the annotation of a GenBank genome assembly
UACACGGUGCUGUGUGGUUAUUGACUGCCACAACGCUGAACACGGUCCGCCCAACCAAUUCUGUGUUCAUGUGCUCAUGGCCCUUGAAAUGGCGAAUGUGGGGCGAGCUCCAGAGGCUGCAGUGGGCUUGCUGAAGAACUCUGAGAGCAGCAGCACGCCCAAUAACAACACCAGCAAGAUGAAAAGUAGCAGCGACAAGAGCAAAGACAUCUGGAUGAAGAUUGUAGAACACAACAAGGCGAUGGCCCGUGCAACGGGCGGUGAUCGCCCUGAUUCUCACCUCUUUGUGGUAGGAAGUCCUCAGGGAGGGAAGAGCACGCUCAUUUCUCGCUUCCUGAACCCGGAGAAAGAAGAGGCGGUCAGACCGACGAGAGGGCUAGAAUACACCUAUGCCCGCCGGCAGGCCAGGGGCGUAGCACCCGCUGGUGCUGGGGCGCUCGACCCUCGAAAGGAGGUAGCACAUGUCUGGGAGAUAUCGGGCAAGCGAGAGCUGUCGGAAGCGAUAGCGAGCCGCGAGGGUGUGUUCUUGUCGCUCAUGAUGCUCGCGACAUCGGUUGUGUUGAUCGUCGUCGACCUAUCGAAGCCGCACGAGGUGCUCGACACCCUCCUGUUCUGGCUGCGAAAAGUUCGCGAAAGGGCCGAGUCUUGCUACCAAAGACUGCUGAAGAGGGGUUCCAAGCUGCCCGAGCAGAUGAUGGCGAGGUCAAGGCGGCAAUUUGGGCUCAGCCACGAGGACAGAGAUCAAGUGCGCUUGAUCGGUAUACCCCUGGUGAUCGCGGCGACCAAGCAUGACGUCUUCAAGAGUCAGGAAGCGGAGCCCUGCAAAAUAAUGGCGCGGGUGCUGAGGUACUUUGCGCACUUGAGCGGGGCUCACUUGGUGUACCUAGGGGGUCUUGGGGUCGGGAAAGACAAAGAAAGGCCAGGAACAAUCGGACCCGACAGGGGAGUGUUGCAGGAUCAUGCAUCGCGAGCAAGGAGCCGAUCGCAAGAGAAAGCCGCCGUCGAUCACUUCCGAUCUCUUCUCAACCACCUCCUUUUCUUCAUUCCGCUCCCUAAAGUCGUGGAGUUCGAUCACAACAGGCUAUUGUGCGUACCUGUGGGAUCGGACAAGUUCCGCGACAUUAGCCGUCCCAAGGCGAACGACAACAAUGUGAACUACAACCCUUGGGAGUCAGGGGUGGGGCUCGGCGGCGACCGGCAGAGAUCUGUGCUCUCUGCCAUUACAACAACCACGGCGGCAGCAGUAGCAGCAGCAGCAGCAGCAGGAGGAGGAGGAGGAGGAGGAGGAGUGGGUCAAAAGCAGGAGCGUGAGGCGGGAGGGAUAUUCCCCUUCCAGAGCACAUCAUCAAGUGCAGUGGGCGGAAUCAGUCCUGGACCAACCGACGAUGACCGGGAGGUGGUCCAGUGGAUGAACCUUGUUCAGAACACGUUCCCGACUCCUAACCCCGAGCCGCAGAGGCCAUGGAGCUUGGACUCAGAUAAAUAUAAAGAGCCAGAGAUAGAUGCGAUCAAGGCGAAAAGGGAGGCGGAGCUGGCGGAGGGAAAAAGGAUGCAGUACAAGGCCAACACAGAAAGCAACCUCUUCCAUUUCCCGCCACCUAGCAGGGGUGCCACGUCAGAGCAAUCGGUCUCAGUGUAGGAGAGCAGGUCUGGUUGGGUGUGUAUUGUUGCGUAGCUUAGUAUCGCUUACUACAUCGCAUAGCUUUUCUAACACAUUCUGCGGGAAUUGGUUAGCUGGAUAUUCCUUUUCUUCACUUUUGCCUAUGUCACUAUGUGUGACUCUUUGGGAAGCUAUCUAUUCCUCUUCUUUGCGUUUCCAGAUGCUUCGGCAAUGAGCUAGAAAAGGGUAGGGAUGUGAAAUCCACAUGUUUUCUUUGUUUCCUUUCGAUUCAUUUGCCAUUGACACUGUUUAUUGUUGUUGUUGUUUUUGUUGUUGUUUCGAUUUCGAGUUCCCUGCCCCCUUUUCCCCCAUCUCCUCAGGGCCCCUUCGAAUCCUUGUUUGCACAACAACAAAGCUAAUAAGGCUUC